Molecule: messenger RNA, 6249 nt
Organism: Lathyrus sativus (Indian pea)
Lineage: Eukaryota; Viridiplantae; Streptophyta; Magnoliopsida; Fabales; Fabaceae
Source: the annotation of a GenBank genome assembly
AUGUCGAGAGUUACUAAGUGGAAGAUUGAGAAAACAAAAGUAAAGGUGGUUUUUCGCCUCCAAUUCCAUGCUACACAUAUUCCACAACCUGGAUGGGAUAAACUGUUUAUCUCUUUCAUCCCUACUGACACUGGGAAGGCUACAUCAAAAACAACCAAAGCAAAUGUGAGAAAUGGAACUUGCAAGUGGGCAGAUCCAAUUUAUGAAACUACAAGACUCCUCCAAGACAUUAAAACAAGACAAUAUGAAGAGAAGCUUUACAAACUUGUUGUGGGGAUGGGCUCUUCACGAUCUGGCAUCCUUGGCGAGGCCAACAUAGAUCUGGCUGAUUUCGUUGAUGCAUUGAAGCCUACAGCUGUCGCUUUGCCUCUUAACGGAAGUGAGCCUGGAGUCACACUACAUGUUGCAGUGCAGCUUCUCACUUCCAAAACCGGUUUUAGAGAAUUUGAACAGCAGAGGGAACUCAGAGAGAAAGGUCUACAGACAACCUCUGACCAAGGCACUCAUGAUGGAUCUGCUGAUAGCAAAGAGUCAUCUCCUGACAAGAAUGUCAAUAAUCACAUUAAUAAGGCCAAUUCAAGAGUGAAAUUGAAAAGAGAAUCAAAAAAUCUCCGCCGUACUUCUUCACUUGAAGGAGAAGCAGGUUUAAAUGAAGAGUACGCUAACUCAGCUGCUGGAUUUGAUGGCUCUUCUACUACUUCUGAAAGUGUAUAUACUGAGAAGCAUGAUAUCUGCAGUACGCAUGAAGUGGACAGCCUUAAAAGCACAAUCUCUGGUGAUUUAGGUGCACUAUCCGUUGGUCAAAGUCCUCAAUUAGACAAAGGAGAAUCGCCUGGCAAUCAAUUUCCGCCACAUGACAAUGCUUGGGCUCAUGGUUGGAGCAUAGACUAUUCAGCUGCCAAUAAUUUGGCUGCUGCUUCUGAAGACUGUAGCAGUAGCAGUCUUAAGGGAAGUUUAGAAGCAGUUGAGUCAUCUAUUCUUGAUCUUAAACUGAAAGUGAGCUGUUUGCAAAAUCAUUCUGAUGAAAUAGGCGUUGAAACAAAACUUUUUUCUGAGCAAAUUGUUGCUGAGAUAUCAUCAGGAGAAGAGCUAGCAAGAGAGGUCGCUGUACUAAAAUCAGAAUGUUCAAAGUUUAAAGAUGAAUUUGAGCAGCUUAAAAGUUCUAAGCUAAACUUAUCAUUUGCUUGCAAUGAACCUGCUGAGAUAGAUAGGGAUAAAUUAUUCCACAAUUUACAGUUUAAAUGGCAUAAAGGGCUUUUGCUCAUGGAAGAUAAGUUAAGAGAUAUUCAGAAGGUAUCUAUGGGAUUUCCUGAAAGGGAUUUUAGGUUCUUUAACUUGGAGUUGGAGAGAGUGGUUGAGAUUUUGCAGGAUCUAAAACAAGAAUGUAGAGAUCCAAUUUCAGGGACUAAAGUUGUCAAGGGAAGAGAGAACGAGAAAAUGGAUUUACAAAUGGAUGGGCAGCUUUUAACAGAUAUUGGGUCCGACGCAGCUUUAUUUCAACCUGAGAGCAUGGCUCGUUAUCUUACUGUACCCGGCCUUGUGUCUCAUGAGUUUGAUUCUGUAGAUCCCGCCCUUGCUAUGAAGGAGAAAAUUUUCGAACUUCUAAGGGAGCUAGACGAGUCCAAAACUGAAAGGGAAGGAUUUGUGCAGAAAAUGGACCAGAUGGAGUGCUACUAUGAAGCUCUUAUUCAGGAACUUGAGCAGAGUCAAAGGCAGAUGAUGGCCGAGUUGCAGAAUCUCAGAAAUGAACAUUCAACUUGCCUAUAUGCAAUUUCUGCUGGUAAGGCGGAGAUGGAGAAAAUGCACCAAAAUAUGAAUGAGCAGAUAAUGAAAUUUUCUGAAGAUAAGCGCAUUUUGGAAUCUCUCAACAAUGAGUUUGAAAGAAGGACUAUCUCUGCAGAAGCAGCCCUUAAAAGGGCUAGAUUGAACUAUUCUAUUGCUGUUGGUCAACUGCAAAAAGAUCUCGAACUCCUUUCUUGCCAGGUUCUUUCUAUGCAUGAGACAAACGAGAAUCUCAUAAACCAGACCCUUUCUGAUUCUUCACUUACAAAUGCUGAUGGUUUCCCAGAACCAGCGAAUUAUACUAAAAAUUCAGAAGGCCAUGCUUCUAAUCAAUUGCUACGUCAAAAUCACAGUUCUUCCUUUCACAAACAUUUGGGUGAAGACAUUUUACUAAGCGAUUUGAAAAGAUCACUUCAAUAUCAAGAGGGGUUAUACAAGCAGGUUGAAGAAGAAAUCUGCCAGAUGCAUUUUGUAAAUAUAUACUCAGAUGUGUUUUCGAAGGCUCUGCAAGAAACAUUGUUUGAAGCUAGUCUUAACAUUCAGGCCAUGAAUAAUGAAAAUUUUCAACUCUCGAGACAGCUGGAGCUUACAAAUCAAUCGAACAACUUACUGGUAUUGAGGUUGCAGAAUGCUACAAAUGAUAUCCUCUCGUUAAAGGAGUAUAAGGAGCUUUGCAUAGCGAAGAGCAAUGAUCUUACUCACCAGAACCAAAUUUUAGAAGCAAAUUUACAAAAUCUUGCUCAUGAAAACAAUCUUCUUACUCAGAAAAGUAAUGAGUUGGAAGUCCUUUUGACAGAUUAUAGAAGUUAUAAAAGCCAAUACGUUGCAUGCAGUGCAGAAAAUUCAGAGUUGAAGAGCUUAUUGAAAAAAGAGAACCUAGAAAAUAACCAACUUAAUGAUGAAAUAUCCAUUUUGCAGGAAGAGUUAAAAUCUUUCAGAGCUAAAUUUGAUGAGCUUGAUUCUAUGAAGAAUGAUCUGCAAAACAAAGUCAUCUUUUUGUCUAGUAAGUUGCAGGAAUUGGUGGCAUCAUAUGAUGAUAGACACACUGAACUUUCUCUUUGUAGUAGUUCUGCUUGCUUGGAUUCAGAAUGUAAAGACUUGGAAGGCCUGUUGUUGCAACUAGAACAGCAGCAACGUAAUGCUUUUGAUAAGAUCCUGAUACUCGUUGAAGAGAAGAAAAAUUUAGUGAAUGAAAAACAUAUGGUUCAAGUAUCUUUAAACACAGCAGAAUCAGAUGCUCUAGUCAUGAAACAGAAGUUUGAGUGUGAUUUUCAGCAGAUGGUAAGUAAAAUAAGUGUGUCCGGUAUCCAGUUGCAGAAACUUGAGUCAGAUUUUGAGGUGUUUGUUGACAGGAUCACUGCCGGUCUUAAAUCUGAAGAAAUAUAUUCUCAGCAGCACGAUGAAUUGUUUUCCAGUCUUGAUCAUUUGGAAGCUGAACUUCAGCAACUUAAUUCCAAAAAUCACGAUCUUACUGAAGAAAUUGUUAAGCUAGGUACUUUAUCUAGUGACCUCGAAAUGUGUAAGCUGACCUUAGCAACAGUUACAGAGGAGAAGAAAGCUUUGGAGUUGUCUUUACAGGACAAAACAGAAGAAUCUGCCCAGUUUUCAUCUGAGGUUAGUUUUUUGAAAAACAACUUGUGUUCUCUGAACAAUCAGUUGCAUGAUGAAACAAUCUUCAGAGAAAAAUUGGAGAAAACGGUUAUUGAUCUUACCACCGAAUUGAAUGAAAAACAACACCAGCUGCAGGAUUCUGAUAUGAACAGACAAGAGCUGGUCCAUCUCAAGCAACUGGUCACAGAUGUAGAAUUUGAGAAAUCAAGAAUUUCAGAUCUUCUAGAUAUGGUUCAAGUAUCUUUGAACACUGCAGAAUCAGAUGCUCUAGUCAUGAAACAGAAGUAUGGGUGUGAUUUGCAGCAGAUGGCAAGUAAAAUAAGUGUGUCUGGUAUCCAGUUGCAGAAACUUGAGUCAGAUUUUGAAGCAUUUGUUGACAGGAUCAGUGCUGGUCUUAAAUCUGAAGAAGUACACUCUCAGCAGCACAAUGACUUGUUUUCCAGUCUUGAUCAUUUGGAAGCUGAACUUCAGCAACUUAAUUCCAGAAAUCAUGAUCUUACUCAAGAAAUUGCAAAGCUAGGUACUUUGUCUGGUGACCUUGAAAUAUGUAAACUGACCUUAGCAACAAUUGCAGAGGAGAAGAAAGCUUUGGAGUUGUCUUUACAGGGAAAAGCAGAAGAAUCUGCCCAGUUUUCAUCUGAGGUUAAUUUUUUGAAAAACAGCCUGUGUUCUCUGCAAAAUCAGUUGCACGAUGAAAAAGUCUUCAGAGAAAAAUUGGAGAAAACGGUUAUAGAUCUUACCACCGAAUUGAAUGAAAAGCAACACCAGCAGCAGGAUUCUGAUAUGAACAGGCAAGAGCUGGUCCAUCUCAAGCAACUGGUCACAGAUAUAGAAUUUGAAAAAUCAAGAAUUUCAGAUCUUCUACAGAUAUCUGAGAAACGUCUUGAAGAUGCUUUAGUGGACUCCUCUUCUAUUAGUUGUCUGGAAACCCACUUAUCUGAAGUGCACGAAUUUUCAAUUGCUACAGAUGUUGUUAUGACCUUUACCAGAGCUCAGUUUGAGGGUCAUGUGAAGGAACUUACUGAGAAGCUUCAUUCUGCUUGCAGACAAGUUGAUGUGCUUUGUGAAAAGAAUCUUGAUGUAGAAUCUGAAUUGAAUGCCUGUCUUUGUAGAGAAUUGAAUUGCAUGGAAGAAAAUAUGACAUUGUCCACGAGUCUUGACUACCUAAAGUCUGAGUUAGCAGUGUAUACUGCUCAGUGUAGAGCACUAAUUGAUCAAAACAGUGUAACAGUAUCAGAACUUAGGGAACACAAGAGUAGGACAGAAAAUGUCAGCAAUUCUUCUUACUUGCGUGAAAGCGAGUGCCGGCUUGAGGUUGUAAGGCUGGAGCAAUUGUUGGAAAGUGUUUGUAGAGAUGGGGCAGGACUGUUUUCAUCAAAUGUAGAAGCUGAAGUCAAAUGUAUAGUUCUCCAAGGAAAAUUGAAUGAACUUGAAACUUCAAUUACUUCUAUGAAACAAUCUGAUAAUGAACUGAUAAGGCUGCAGGACCAAUGUAAUGAGCUUACCAGGAGGCUUUCUGAACAGGUUCUUAAGACAGAGGAGUUCAAGAAUUUGUCUAUUCAUUUGAAGGAACUGAAAGACAAAGCUGAAACUGAAUGUCUUAAUGCUCGUGACAGAAGAGGAAAUGAAGGACCGCCGGCCGCUAUGCAGGAGUCAUUGAGAAUUGCAUUUAUCAAAGAACAAUAUGAAACUAAGUUGCAAGAACUGAAACAACAACUGUCUUUGUCAAAAAAACAUAGCGAGGAAAUGCUGUGGAAACUACAACAUGCAAGUGAAGAAACUGAGAAUAGAAAAAAGUCUGAAGCUUCUCAAAUAAAAAUAAAUGAAGAGUUGGGAAUGAAGAUCUUGGAAUUGGAGGCUGAGUUACAGGCUGUAAUAUCUGACAAACGCAAUUUGCUAAAUGCUUAUGACCUGUUGAAGGCUGAAAAGGAGUGCUCAGUGAUAUCCCUUGAAUGCUGUAAGCAAGAAAAACAAGAGCUUGAAGCUUCUCUUCUGAAAUGCAGUGAGGAGAAGUCCAAAAUUGAAGCAGAGCUUACCCUGGUGAAGGAACCAAUUGAGACUUUGAAAUCUAGUGUGAAUGUUCUGAAUGAGGGCAAUGGCACAUUGUCUUCAUUAAAUCCUCAAGAAAAAUCAAACCCUGCAGCUUUCAGUCACGAACCAGAAAGUGCAAAUUCAACCCUCAGUGUGCAACCUGAGGAUCCUCAUGCAUCUAGAGUUACGAAUGGAUGCCAAAUUCUCGGAACUGAAGAGGACGUGAAAAAAAAAGAAGAAAACAACCACAUGGCUUUAGCUGAAAGUUUGAAAUCUAGCAUUGACCACCUGAAUAAAGAAUUGGAAAGGAUGAAAAACGAUAAUAUGCUUCCUACAGAAGAUGGUCAAAACCAUGAGUCAAGUUUUCCAGGUCUUCACAGAGAACUGACACAGUUACAUGAGGCCAAUCAAGAGUUAGGAAACAUGUUCCCCGUGUUCAAUAAAAUCUCUGUCAGUGGUAAUGCAUUAGAAAGGGUGCUUGCUUUGGAGAUUGAGCUUGCUGAAGCAUUGCAAACCAAGAAAAAAUCGAGCAUCAAAUUACAGAGUUCUUUCUCAAAGCAACACAGUGACGACGAAGCAGUAUUCAGAAGUUUCAGGGAUAUCAAUGAGCUGAUUAAAGAUAUGUUAGAACUAAAGACAAGACAUUCUUCCAUGGAAACAGAACUGAAAGAGAUGCACGACCGAUACUCUCAAUUAAGUCUGCAGUUUGCAGAAGUUGAAGGUGAGAGACAAAAACUCAUGAUGACUCUUAAGAAUAUUCGAGUAUCCAAGAAGGCUCCAAAUUCUUCAACCUACUUCAGAGACCAUUCCUUAUCGCCGCACUAG